Messenger RNA from Monopterus albus (swamp eel), 6846 nucleotides. RefSeq names its product ITPR interacting domain containing 2 (gene itprid2). Lineage: Eukaryota; Metazoa; Chordata; Actinopteri; Synbranchiformes; Synbranchidae. Gene Ontology annotation, molecular function: signaling receptor binding. The record is from RefSeq and is a predicted model, not a curated record. Bases 54 to 4181 code for a protein of 1375 amino acids. The transcript has 22 exons.
GAGUCAAACUUCUCUGAGUGACUGAUCCCAACCAGACACACCAACAGGUGGAUAUGGAGAGUGGAGCUCUGGGAAUUGACACCAGCGCUGCUCCAGAUCCCGGAGCGCACUCAGACUGCGGCAAAGCCUUUCUGCGGCGUCAAGCCUGGGCCCAUAGCAAAGACUCCCUGUGGCAAGAAUCAGAACAAGAACAAAAUGGCCCCCAGGAGCCCGAUCAGGGCCAGAGAGACGAGGAUGCACAGAGAACCUCAGAAGAACCAGGGCAAGUUCCAAACAAGAUCACCAGCUGGCUCAUUGAAUGCAGGACUCCUCUUGUAGCAUCUCUAGAUGAUCAGAGUGCUCCUCCCAGCAAGGGAGCACUCAAGAACGGCUGCAGCUUUGAAGAUGACCUUUCACUGGGAGCUGAAGCCAACCAUCUUCAGUCCACUAACAAUAAAACUCAACCCUGUCUCACUCUUGCUGCACAAGCGAAGAGGAGUCACUUUAAAGAGAACGGCAGAAGUAUGAACUCGACAGGGUCUGGGAAGAGCAGCACUGUGUCCAGUGUGUCAGAGCUGCUGGAUCUGUAUGAGGAGGACCCAGAGGAAAUCCUCCUAAAUCUUGGUUUUGGUCAAGAAGAACCUGACUUGACAUCGCGGGUUCCCUCCAGGUUCUUAAACAGUUCCUCAUCAGCACAAGGCAUCGACAUCAAGGUCUACCUGGGAGCUCAGAUGCAACGCAUGGAAGUGGAGAACCCCAGCUAUGCUCUGACUAGUCGUUUCCGUCAGAUCGAGGUCUUGACCACAGUAGCUAAUGAGUUCUUCCAGCUCUACAGUCAGGUCUCUGGUCAGCCCGUCAAGUGCAUCAACUCCAAGGAUCAACAAGGAGGAGGAGGAGGAGGAGGAGAAGGAGGAGAUGACUUCGCACCUCCACCUCUGAAGAGGAGCAGCUCGGCUCUGAACGCGGCGAAACUCUUCAAGAGAACCAUCACCAGACAUAACCUGCUUGCAGCACCGGCCGCCACUCAGUCAGCUGAAGCCCACACACCUAACCAACACAAACAGCUGAACGGACACACCCCCUCUGAUCACGCACACACCAACGGUCAUGCACACACUGGUCCAGAACAGGAUGGCUCCAGUACCGACCCCGAGCACCAGGGAGAGACGGUCGGUCAGAAACACGUCCGUAGGAGAGACAGCCCCUUGGCAACUGUUACAGAGGAAACCAAUGGGGAUGGAGAGAUGCAUCGACUGACAGAUAACAGUCCUGAACAGACUAGCACUGGACCGACAACCAAUGGAGAGCCAGAGUCAGCUGAACUUCAGUCAACCAAUCAAAAAACAGAGGAGAGAACCCACAUGGUUAGAAAAGAAGAGGAGAAGGAGAAGAACCUUACCUCAGUGGCAGAGAAAGCUCCUCUCCCCCUAGCCCCACCUCAGCUGGCCCAGCUUCGUAGUGAAAACGCAGACUCUUUUGACAUGGAGGAGAUUCAGAGUAACGAAGAUGAGGCGCUGCCAUCUGGGAACAGAGCCAAUGACCUGUUGCGGAGUGUCAGUCAGCAGUCAGACAGCAGCGGUUUUGCUGAAGAGCCCUCUGCUGACACCAGCAGCUGUCUCAAGGUGCAGGAGAGUAGUGACAGCUGUGACAGUGAGACCACUGUCACAUCACACCCAUCACAAGAUGCGACCACGCCCCUCGCAAUGGACCAACCAGCAUUUGAUUUGCCAGAUGGCAGAGAGGAGGAGACGAGGCCUGAGGAUGCUGUUGAGGCUGAUGGGAAGAGUAGUUCCAGGGAAGAAGACAAGUAUGAUGGGAGUUUAGAACAGGUUCCACACUACAUGCCUCACCACCUUCCCAUUAACAGACCAACAGAAGCACAGCAGGACGAGUCUCAGGGUGAGGAGCAAGUUGAACCUGAACCAGAACCAGAACAGGAGAUUACUCAUAGUAUGUCUGCUUCAGAACAAGAACCACAACAGAACCAGGCCGACAUCGCCCCACACACAGAACCACCUACAAAGGGAGUGGUUCCUGAGGAUCAGGCCCAAGAAAAUAAUGCAUCCAUGGAUGAUUCUAGUUCACUUUGUUCUUCUCCAUCCUCUGUGGUCCUUAGUGCUCUGAAUCGAGCCAAACAGAACCACCUGAGCUUGGUAGGGCAGCAGUUCGACCCACAGCCCAAUGACGCGCCCCAAACCCCAGAAAGAGAACGAGGCAGAUGUGGCAUCCGCAUGCAGAGGUCCUCCUCCCUGCCUUCCACUCUCCUUUCGCCCAGCAGGGUUGUGUCUUCUGUCAAGAUCCAGUUUGGGCGAGGCCAGGCGUCCUGCACCCAGCCCAGGUACUCCUUUAAAUACACCCAGGAAGCUGGAAAGGACAAUGAAGAGCAAGAGCAAGAGAAGAAAGAAGGACCAACCAACUGUCUGUCUACUCUGUAUAUAGGCCCUGCCCCUACAUCUGGUUCUACCCACCAGGCAAAUAGACUUCCCUCAGAAGCUCCCAUCCCACACUACCUGAUGCGGUCAACCCGUUCCCUGCAUAGCUCCAGUCCUCCUCCUGAUUGGCCACCGCGUGGCUCUGACCGUUCAUGGAGCAUCCAGAGCGUUCCUGAUCUCUCCUCCAGUCACAAGCAGACAAGCCACUUCCAACAAAACAUAGCCAUCAACCAAAACAAGCAAAACUGGGGUUCAGGGCAAAUGGUGUUCCCUCACCCUCACCCUCACCCUAACCCUAAUUCAAAUCCUGCAGCUCAGUACCCUAGCCCCAAUCCCAGUCCCAGCAUUAACCUCAACCCAUACCCUUUCUCUUUGAACCCUCCUCCACAGUACCCCUCUGCUGUCCACCCAUACACUAGUCUUCCUAACCUCCAUCACCCCCAGAGCCCCUUCUUGAACAACCAUUCCAGUCUGACCAGUCUUCACCAACCCACAGCUCCCACAGUCCCUCAGCAUGGCAGCCUCUCGGAUUUGCAUCAGCCCUCAAAUUCCUCAGCUCCUCACCACAUCAGUCCUGGAAACCUGCAUUCCGAGUCUCAUAUGAUGCACUACCAGGGCUACAAUCAUCUAUACAGUCAGUACUCCCCUUACUAUGCCUCUCCUUACGGCUCACACUGUGCCUCACCCUACCCUGUUUACCAUGGGUACAACAUGAGCCAGCCGCUGGCGUUCCCCCACCCCAUCACAGAGUAUCCGCUGUUGGCCCCAGAACACAGCCUUCACCCGGGUCUUGCUGCUCCAGGCUUCCUCCCAGGCCUGGCCUCAGCCUUCAACCCAAGUCACAGCCUGCACCAAGGGCUCAUUCCUCCUGCGUCUGCACUACCAGGUCCCACCCAGAGCCCAUCCAGCACUGAGAUGCAGCUGAGGAGAGUUUUGCAUGAUAUCAGAGGAACGGUUCGGAGUCUGAACCAGAACCGAGCUGACACUCCUGACAGGUUCACUGAGCACAGAGGAGCUCUGCCCAGUCACCAGUCUCUGACAGAGUUUCAGCAGAAGAGGCGCAGUUUAAACUUAUUCCGCAGCCAGAUGAUGGACUUGGAGAUGUCAAUCAUCCGACAGCAGGCUCUGGCCUACAAGCACCUGAGCCCUGCUGACAGGUCGGAGUUGGAGCACCUUCAGUCUCUGAGGUCAGCAGUCAGAGAGGAACUACAAGAGCUGGAACAACAGUUGGAAGACAGACUGUUGGAGCUGACACAUCAAAUGGGUCUCCAUAGAGACAGUAGUGUUGACAGUCUGUGCACAGCCUCUGCACUGAGGGCCAUGGAGCCGAUGUCGGAACUCCUCAGAGAGCAGCUCUUCCUCCGAUCAGAGCUCAGCUGUGACCAUCACGAGCCCUUAACGGAGCCCUCCUCCCGAUCGUCCAGUCCGGUCAGAGGAGGAGAAGAAGAAGAUGAGGAGCAGAGACAAGGCACGUACCGAGCAUCAAUCAACAUAAUCCCCACCCUCCCUCCUCGACCCAGCGCACACACCGAGGAAGAUGAGGAGCAAGACGAAGAGAAGGAUGGAAGUGAAAUAGGUGGAGGAGGUGCUGGAGAAGAACAAGAGGGGGAGGGAGCAGCAGGAGAAAUCAGAGUGGAGAACCUGCAGUUGCUCAUCAGAGAGAUUCGAGAGAGUGUUGCGCAGGAGGUCCGAAGGGAGAUCUACAAUGAGCUGCUGGCUGCUGCGUCCCCACAGUGCUCACCCCUGCCCACCAGGAGACAUCCCCUGUAGUGAUGACACCAGCAGAGCACCGCCCCUUUCACCCUCAGCCUUGCAACAGCCUGAACAGCACUACUGUCUGUAAUACUGUAUGGCUGAGUAACACUGUCUGUGUCGAACACUAUGUGUCUAUAACACUGUAUGUCUGUAACACUGGUAAAAAAUGAACAGCUACAGUACAUGUGAUCAACCCCACGCACCCCACUUGUAGCUGCCCUGCUGUUAAUGAGCAUGCUUGUUAGUGAGAGGUGGAGGGCAGAGCCUCAGCCAGGACACAGAGAGCACAUUUCUGGUAUGUGCUCAGUUGCAGUGUGCUGGUGUGAUGCAUGCUGGGAGCACCAGUCUUUAAAAGCCUGUCCCCACCUUCUCCGGUAUUCAUUUCCCUUUAAGCUGUUGGAAAUGCUUUUUCCCUCACAUCCUCUACUUUUUUAAACAGCUGUGAUCAAAAGCCAGAACUUAAGACUACCACCAUUGCCCCACUGUUACUAGUAAGUACUACACAUGGUGCAACUAACAGUAGUGCUGCUAAUUCCACCACUACUAAUCCCAGUUUUGUGGGUGUCUUGAAGUUCUUUAACCCGUGGUCCUGGACAUUAAUAGACGUCAUGUCUGUUUUCACAUAAUAAAGCUACACUGCAAGUCCAUGUAACAAUAAUAAUCAGCAACUUGUAGCCUAACCUGUGGCUAAAAUGGUUUUGAAUUAUUUGCAGACUGAUCAGGGUUAAAUAUACAUGUAAACUACAGCACCGGAUUCACCCAAAUUACAAAGCAAACUUUAUUUCCUCUCAUCAGGCUGUAUUUUUAGUUUUUUAAUUCAGGGAUUUCUGCCUACAUGCCAAUACAAUAAAGGUGAAUUAAAUGUAAAUACCUUGAAUGGCCAUUGCUGUAAAGUGCUGAUCAAAACUAAUAUUAAAAACAGGGUUUGAUUUUAUGAAAUUCUAGCAGAUUAUGAUAUUAAAUUUAAAACCAAAAUGAUCUGCCUGUAAGGAUACUACAUGAGGCAGGAGAGAAAUUAUGUUCGGGUUUUCUAUAAUUUCAUUGAACUGAGCCAAAACACACAACACCACACAGUGGACCAGCUUCUUUAUAAAAACGCUAGAAAUGCUUUAAUUAUCAUUUAAUCUAUACACAAGGUUUACAUUGCUUAAUCUUUUAAAAAAGGGUCUGAGCUCUUUUGCACUUUAACAUUACUCAUUCCAUUCACAUUUCAGCUUAACAUAAAAGGUAUAAAGAGGGUUUUAAGGUAUACUGUUAAAGGAUCAUGAUGCUGUAGCUGUCAUCAUUCCUUCUUCAUUAUCAUCAUCAUCAUCAUGCUUCUGUUCCUUUCGCCUCUGAAAGUUGAAUCAAUUAAUUGUUCAUUUCUGACAUUGCAGUCUCAUGUCAGUCAGUUCAUAAAACAUCAUUUCACAAUACAUUUUCAAUAUUUGAAGGUAUAUUUUAAAGCCAUCAGUCCCAGCACACCUGAGGUUCACUCGCACAGAUGUUAUCAGUAGUUUUAGCUGAUGAACAGAUGUCACCAGCGAUCAGUUGGUUACUCAGAGAAUCGGAACAGUAACAGCUUCAGACACCAGGACUUGUGCUGCAGUAGUUAAUGCGGCCUUUUCUUUGUGUGCGUUGUCACUGAGCAAGUGAGGAGUUUGGUGUGUGAUGUCAGGAUGAGAGAUCAAAGUUUAGUCUACAACAACAGCAGGUUUCAGUAAGUUGUCGUGGUGAUGUUAAUGAUGAUGUAUUGGUCAUUGAUUGAUUGUGACUGGUCCGUGUAGCCCAAACCUGAGCUGCGUUAGCAUGUUAGCUUCUCACUGUCCAAUGAUGAAAUCUGUGUGCAAUAACAAGAACAAAUAUUGUGAUUACAAGUUAUCAGUAAAUCACUGUUAAUAUUUCAGAUGUGAUCAGGCCUCCCACACCACUUCAGCACAAACUCUACCUGCAUGUCCUAAACAAAUUAAUUUCAUGUGUGCUGUUUUUGUUGAAACAGAUUUUCUUCCUCUUCACUUAGAAUCCACAGGACUCAUUGAUCAUUGAACUACUAAUUACUAUUCACUAAAAUUAUCUGUUUUCUUCACCAUUGAAGCCUGUGUGUAGUGUCUGUGUGGUUACUCACAGAUUUCUGGGUAAAAAGGAACUCCCCAUCAUCAUAGCUAAGUGUGAUUGGUUAAUGGACCAGUCAAUUAAGUCAAACAGGCCCCUAAAUACCUCUUUUUGUAUCUUUGUAAUGGAACAAUAAUCCUGAAAAUUUCCACAGACUCGUAUCAGAAUGGAAAUUAUCUACUGAAUGCCAACCUUUGUGUAUGUGCAUGUUCAUUUGAGAGCAAUGUAAAGAGAAUCAAAGCUCAAAAGUUCACUUAUUAAUAAUUUGGAGCUUUCUGACACAUCUGAUUUGGGUGUUUUUUUGCUCCAAAUCAUUAUUAACUGGACAUUUCAUCUGUGGAUAAACUUUGUUUAUCAUGUUUUACUGAUCACAAACUCCGCUCUGCUGGACCAACACUCACUGUGAUCUCUAAGGCUCUUCUUGUUUUAUUUUUUUCUGGAGGAUCCUUCACAUGCUUCUAAUUACACUUUACUGUCUGACUGUUGGUGUCCAUUAAUGUUUGUAGAUGUCGAUUAAUGAUGAUAUGUAUUUUGUACUGAUAUCAGUGGGAUGCAGGGGAGGGAUGACUCUGUAGAGAUGAGAAUAAUA